Molecule: messenger RNA, 2451 nt
Organism: Ilex paraguariensis (yerba mate)
Lineage: Eukaryota; Viridiplantae; Streptophyta; Magnoliopsida; Aquifoliales; Aquifoliaceae
Source: the annotation of a GenBank genome assembly
GACGGUUUUCGCCGUCCAACGGCCCACAAACUAUCCACUAACGCACCUAUAAAUACACAAACCCUACACCUCCUUCCUUCUCUUUUCUCCUGCUACUGCAAUUCACUGCCACACCCGUUGUAGCAGGAGAAAUCUUCCAACACUGUUGUCUCUCUCUCGCUCUCUCUACUUUCUCCACAUCUACAUAUACGUUUAUUCAUAUAUAUCACAAUGCCUUCUCUGGCUGUAUCCGAAACUCUCCCCGAAAUCCCCAAAGAAAAGAAGGACAAGAAGAAGAAGAUGAAGAACGUCGAAACCCUAGAAUUCGACUCCCCAGCCGAUAGGAAGAGCAAGAAAGAGAAAAAAUCAAAGAAGUUGAUGACAAGUUCGAAAGACUCGGAGUCUGAUUCUGAAAAUUCGGAACAGAGCCGGUUGGAGAAAAAGAGUAGUAAAAAGAAAGAGAAGAAGCGAAAGGUGUUGGAAAUUGAUGGUGAUGAAGAGAAGAGUGAGACGAGCUCGGAGGAGGGCGAACCUAUAAAUCUGAAGGUGGAAGAGCAGAGAAAGAAGAGGAAGAUGAUUGUGUUGACUGAGAUGGAUGAUGAUGAUGUUAAGGAAGAGGAGAGUCCGAAUGCGGUAUCAAAAUUUAGGAUUUCGAAGCCACUGAGAGAGGCAUUGAAGGCUAAAGGGAUUGAGGCUUUGUUUCCUAUACAAGCUAUGACUUUUGAUACUGUUUUGGAUGGUUCGGAUUUGGUUGGCAGGGCACGUACCGGUCAGGGAAAAACAUUGGCCUUUGUAUUGCCCAUAUUGGAGUCCUUAAUAAAUGGACCUACAAAAGCUUCACGAAAGACUGGAUAUGGGAGGGCACCGAGCGUUCUUGUACUUCUACCCACAAGGGAACUGGCCAUUCAGGUGUCUGCUGACUUUGAAGUCUAUGGUAGGGCAUUAGGGCUAUGUUCAUGCUGUUUAUACGGGGGAGCUCCUUACCAUUCUCAACAAAUGCAAUUGAAAAGAGGGGUUGAUAUAGUUGUGGGAACGCCUGGCCGUGUUAAGGAUCACAUAGAACGGGGAAAUAUUGACUUCAGCUCAUUAAAGUUCCGUGUCCUUGACGAAGCUGAUGAAAUGUUGAGGAUGGGGUUCGUUGAAGAUGUUGAACUUAUUCUAGGUAAGGUAGAGGAUGCAAGCAAAGUCCAAACACUUCUUUUCAGUGCCACCUUGCCAGAUUGGGUGAAACAUAUUGCAUCUAAGUUCCUGAAACCAGACAAAAAGACUGCAGACCUUGUUGGUAAUGAGAAAAUGAAGGCUAGUACCAAUGUGAGGCAUAUUGUUCUUCCCUGCUCUGCUUCAGNCCUUGUUGGUAAUGAGAAAAUGAAGGCUAGUACCAAUGUGAGGCAUAUUGUUCUUCCCUGCUCUGCUUCAGCCAGAUCCCAGCUUAUUCCUGAUAUCAUUCGCUGUUAUAGCAGUGGAGGUCGCACAAUUAUUUUCACCGAGACAAAAGAUUCUGCUUCUGGACUUGCUGGCUUAUUGCCUGGAGCACGUGCUUUGCAUGGGGACAUACAACAGGCUCAACGUGAGGUUACACUAGUUGGAUUCAGAUCAGGCAAGUUCCUGACAUUAGUAGCCACAAAUGUAGCUGCGCGGGGAUUGGACAUUAAUGAUGUCCAAUUGAUAAUCCAGUGUGAACCUCCACGUGAUGUUGAAGCAUAUAUUCAUCGAUCUGGACGGACAGGGAGGGCAGGGAAUACGGGUAUUGCUGUGAUGCUGUAUGAUCCCAGGAAGUCGAAUUUUUCUAGGAUAGAAAGAGAAUCCGGUGUGAAAUUUGAGUACAUAUCUGCUCCUCAGCCGGCUGAUAUUGCUAAAGCUGCUGGCAUAGAAGCAGCAGAAACAAUCACCCAAAUCUCUGAUAGUGUUAUUCCGUCCUUCAAAGCCGCAGCUGAGGAACUACUGAAUACCUCUGGUUUAUCACCUGUGGAACUGCUUGCAAAGGCACUUGCCAAGGCUGCUGGAUAUAGUGAGAUUACGAGUAGAUCACUUCUCAAUUCCAUGGAGAACUAUGUCACUGUACUUCUUGAGGCUGGAGGAUCUAUCUAUACGCCUUCCUUUGCUUACGGUGUCCUGAGGAGGUUUUUACCUGAAGAGAAAGUUGAGUCAAUUAUGGGUCUUGCUCUGACUGCUGAUGGAAAGGGGGCGGUGUUUGAUGUGCCCGCUGAAGAUUUGGACACAUUCCUUGCUGGCCAGGAAAAUGGUGCUGGUGUGAGCUUAGAGGUGGUGAAAUCAUUGCCACAGUUGCAGGAGAGAGAUCAAUCAAGAGGGGGAAGAUUUGGAAAUGGUGGUCGUGGUGGUUUUGCUGAUAGAAGAGGUGGCAGAGGCGGUAGAUUCUCCGGAGGAAGGGGUGGUUUUUCUGACCGAGGAAAUCAGAGAUUUUCCAAAGGCCCUACCGGAGGGAGAGGUCGUGGCAACAACCGCAGCAGAUGA